AGUGCAGAGCUGUGCUAACUCAACGACAAGAGGAGAUUUCAAGGAGGAAAAAGUGGAUAAAAGGGAGAACUCAACACAGACGACUGAGGAUAAAGAGCAGAAAACAAACAGGACAGUGUUUUCUCUCAGUUUGCGUGGAUGGUGAUUUAAAAGACUAGGACAGAUGGCAGAUUUACCUUGCUGCUUCACCACUCACCAUUAGGGCUUGCUGCUGGGACAGGAUCCCAUGCCGUCACGGUGACCUGUAACCCCGCACCCCCUGCCAAAGUCAUCUCUUGGACUGGCUUUUAACUGGCUUAUCAAGUCUAGACUGACACACAAAAAUCAGGGGACACAUUUUUGAGUGGAUCUGUAAGCGUGCCGUGGAGGUGUACAGAGGACGGACACCGCUGGCCUCGUUCACCACAGGACCAUGGGCUCUCUUCUCUGGGGCAGCUUUGCACUGGCCUGUGGACUGAUUCUACUUCGGAAAGGGGGCGACGGAGCCCACCAGAACAAGGCCAACGUCCCGCGACUAAAACUUUCCUACAAAGACAUGCUGGAGUCCAACAACCUUGUAACGUUUGAAGGUCUGCUCAACAGUUCGUCUUACCACACCUUCCUACUGGACGAGGAGAAAGGAAGACUGGUGGUGGGAGCCAAAGACCACAUUUUCUCUUUCAACCUCCUUAACAUCAGCAAAGACAUCAUACAGAUCCCUUGGCCGGCGUCUCCCAUCAGGAGAGAUGAAUGCAAGUGGGCCGGAAAAGAUCUCUCGAGAGAGUGCGCAAACUUUGUCAAGGUGCUGCAACCUUUCAACCAGACUCACCUCUAUGUGUGUGGAACAGGAGCAUUCCACCCAGUGUGUUCCUACCUUGAGGUGGGAAAGAAAUUAGAGGACAGCGUUUUCCGACUUCUGCCUCACAUUGAAAAUGGCAGAGGAAAAAGUCCCUACGAUCCGAAACUGCUCACCGCAUCCAUGCUGAUCGAUGGGGAAUUGUAUGCGGGUACAUCGGCUGACUUCAUGGGACGUGACUUUGCCAUCUUCCGGACCCUUGGAAAGCAUCACCCAAUCAGGACAGAGCAGCAUGAUUCCCGCUGGCUCAAUGAUCCCAGGUUCGUAGGUGUUCACCUGAUUCCAGAGAGCGACAACCCCGAGGACGAUAAAAUCUACCUGUUCUUCAGAGAGAACGCCAUCGAUGGAGAACACGCUGGGAAAGCCACACACGCUCGAAUCGGCCAGCUCUGCAAAAAUGACCUCGGGGGACAUAGGAGUCUGGUGAAUAAGUGGACCACCUUCUUAAAAGCUCGCCUUGUCUGCUCUGUGCCGGGAAGUAACGGCAUUGACACACAUUUUGAUGAACUACAGAAUGUUUUUCUUAUUAGCACCAAGGAUCCCAAGAGCCCAAUCAUCUAUGCGGUGUUCACCACAUCCAGCAACAUCUUUAAAGGUUCAGCCGUGUGCAUGUACAGCAUGACUGACAUCCGCAGAGUCUUUCUGGGGCCUUAUGCUCAUAGAGACGGACCCAACUAUCAGUGGGUGCCCUUCCAGGGACGAGUUCCUUACCCACGGCCCGGGACAUGUCCGAGCAAGACGUUCGGAGGAUUCGACACAACCAAGGACCUUCCCGAUGAAGUAGUAGUCUUUGCCCGAAGCCACCCGGCCAUGUUCAAUCCUGUCUACCCGAUCAACAACAGACCGAUCAUAGUUAGGACCGACGUGGACUAUCAGUUCACGCAGAUAGUGGUGGAUAAAGUAGAAGCAGAAGAUGGCCAGUAUGAUGUCAUGUUCAUAGGCACAGAUAUAGGAACGAUUCUGAAAGUGGUAUCCAUCCCAAGAGGCUCGUGGCAUGACCUGGAGGAAGUGCUGCUGGAGGAAAUGAUGGUUUUCAGAAAGCCAACAGCCAUCACAUCUAUGGAGCUUUCAACAAAGCAGCAACAACUGUACCUGGGCUCAGACAUGGGUGUGUCUCAGAUGCCUUUGCAUCGCUGUGAGAUUUACGGAAAAGCCUGCGCCGAGUGCUGCCUUGCGAGGGACCCCUACUGUGCAUGGGAUGGGACCGAGUGCUCCAGAUAUUUCCCCAUGGCUAAGAGGAGAACCAGGAGACAAGAUAUCAGGAACGGAGACCCUCUCACGCAAUGUUCAGAUCUGCAGCAGAACGAUGAACUCAGUGAGCAGAAAACCCUGGAGGACAAGAGCAUCUACGGUGUGGAGAACAGCAGCACCUUCCUCGAGUGCAGCCCCAAAUCGCAGCGAGCGCUGACUUAUUGGCAGUUUCAGCACUCUCCUGACGAGCGCAAACAGGAGAUCAAAUCAGAGGAACGUUUUAUCCGCACAGAACAAGGUCUGUUGAUCCGCACGCUCAAUAAGAAGGAUUCCGGCAUCUAUCUGUGCCAGGCAGUGGAGCACGGCUUCAUGCAGACGCUUCUGAAGGUGACCUUGGAGGUGAUUGACACCGAACACCUCGAGGAUCUGCUCCACGGUGACGACGAGGCUGCCACCAACGCGUCGGUGCAGGACCUCCUGCCACCUCGAGAGACGGACAAUCACAAGCUGUGGUACCGAGACUUCCUGUCUUUGGUCAAUCACCCGACUUUGAACAGCGUGGACGAGUUCUGCGAGCAGGUCUGGAAGCGGGAGCGCAAGCACAAGAAGCAGAAAGCUCACCUGGUGCAGCACCAGCAGAAGGCGGUGCUGAAUGUCCACAACCACAUGAACAAUCAAGGCCUGGCAGCCAAGUGGAAACAUCUUCAAGAGAGGCAAAAGGGGCGCAACCGCAGGACCCACGAGCUGGAGCGGGCGCCCCGCAGUGUCUGACCCAGAAACCUUGUCUGAAAGCACACCCCCGAUUCUCAUUCUGUGUCCCUCAUGGCUGUUCCCAUUAACUGAGCUACAGACUCCUUCCGCAGUAACUGGCUUGAAAGCAUAUUUCUUCCGCCCCAAAAUGCCAGCUGCUGUGUUCCAUGCACGGGCGUAGCGGCGCUGAGGAGUGUUGUGUCACAGCAGACCGUCGGGGGCAUGUUAUCUCAGCUGGCCUCAGCUGCUUCGGGACACUUGUGUCAAAUAGAGCAAGAAGUGAACACACAAACC
Molecule: messenger RNA, 3070 nt
Organism: Phycodurus eques (leafy seadragon)
Lineage: Eukaryota; Metazoa; Chordata; Actinopteri; Syngnathiformes; Syngnathidae
Gene: sema3ab
Product: sema domain, immunoglobulin domain (Ig), short basic domain, secreted, (semaphorin) 3Ab
Exons: 17
Coding region: 413-2797 (794 amino acids)
Biological process (GO): semaphorin-plexin signaling pathway; motor neuron axon guidance; neural crest cell migration
Molecular function (GO): semaphorin receptor binding; chemorepellent activity; neuropilin binding
Source: RefSeq, a predicted model, not a curated record